This is a messenger RNA of Helobdella robusta, 2142 nucleotides long. RefSeq lists its product as hypothetical. The record is from RefSeq and is a predicted model, not a curated record. NCBI's taxonomy places the organism in Eukaryota, Metazoa, Annelida, Clitellata, Rhynchobdellida, Glossiphoniidae. The transcript has 3 exons. Bases 1 to 2142 code for a protein of 713 amino acids.
AUGGUUUUAUUAGAUACAGCACUUUCAACUGAGAAGAACAACCGUGUUUGGGAGGAAUGUUGUUUGAGGCUAGCAAUUGCUCGAACUAAAAAAAACUGUACACAUUUGUACCAUUGUUGCAGAUAUAAAUUAUGCUCAAAAAAAAUAGAAUACGUUAAUGUAGAAGACAAAGUGGGUAAGACAUUAAUGAACAACGUGGUUCAAACAACUACAAUUGAUAAUGUCUUGACGUCUAAUCUUAUCCAGAAUGAAGACGAUAUAAUUUUGAAAUGCAGUGCAGAUUUAAUAUAUGAACAAGUCGAACUAUCAACAGUUUCUAUAACACCAACUAUUACUGUUGGUGAAGAAAUUGUUCCCUCGCAUUCUCAAGUGACUGCUUUGGUAGAAGACAACAUGGUUUUUGAAAUGAAUGUUGAUCGGCAUGAGUCAUUGAAUGUUUACGAUGUCGAACCUGCCGCAUUAGAUAAUGAUACCUGCAGCGAUAGUGAUUCGGCAUCUUUCACAGACCAGGAACUAGAAGCCAACAACAUAUGGACCAAGAAUUUACAAAAAACGGAAUUUUCGUUUAGACUUGAAAUUGUUGAAUGGCAACUAUUACGGCAAUCACAACAAAAUCAUUUGUUUAAAAAUUUAGACUGGAUUAAUAUAAUGACAAAAAAUUUGAAAAAAUUUAUUCCAUAUUGCUGCUUAUGCUUUUUGUGGCAUAGGGUUAAGAAAGUGGAUUCUAUUAGGCGCGAAGGUUAUCUUUUCAAUGCUCAAGGAUAUUGUAAAUUCACGGGGUGUCCCAUAACAUUCAAAAUAAGUAUUUCUGACGAAGAUCUUCUUGAUGCUCAUGUGAAAUUUUCUGGCAUAACUUGCAUACAUAGAUUGUCGGAAAUAAUGGCUAGACCGAUUAGGGCGAGUAAAAGAGGGAAAAUUGCUUCUUCGAUGAAAAAUAUUAUUCCUCGCCAAAAACACCUAGACUGCAUUAAAGAGUUGUGCCCUGAAGUACGAGCAGCUGGCAACAGAGAUGAUGCUCCUUCUGUAGCGGUCCUUUCGCAAAUUGUAUGCCAGUACAACAAAACGAAACGAAAGCAUCCAAACGAAAUGGAAAGUCUGAGAUUAUUGAAGGAAGAUUUUGAAAAACAACACCAAAGCUAUGCCUGUCUGCAAUAUAUUUUCACUGAACCACCCAGUGUCAUGAUCUGGUCCAAAGAAAGUUUAAAAAUUUUACAUCAACGAUGCAUCGAUGAUGUGGUGUACAUAGACGCAACAGGAAGUAUUGUAAAGAAAAGGAAACAUCCAUUUCAUAUCUAUGAAAUGGUUGUCAGAAGUUCGAUGAAAGGAGGAUCACCGUUUCCUGUAGCUACAUACCUGACAAACCUUCAUUCAACUGCCUCAAUUUUGUCAUUUUUAAACUUCCUGUACAGCGACUACUGUAAAUUGUUUGGGAAAAGUAGUAGGGUAAGCCCGCGAUGUCUGAGCCACAUUAUGAAGAACGCAAAGGUAUUAUGUUUAAAGAACAUUCCAAAAAAUUUUACCUUUGCAAUGCACCUCUUCGGACAAGUGGCUAAUGUCACAAUGAUAAACGCACUGAACAGUAUCUUAAUAUCAAUGGAAGGAGUUUUUGGGAGUGAGUUUGAAGGACUACAGGUGACACAAUAUCUGCUUCAACUCCAACAAGCCAUAAAUGAUAACGAAUUUGAUUUAGAGGAAAACGGAGCAACAGCAACUACAGAAUUGGCGGAAACGGAAGAUGACGUUUGCCAGCCUGGAUCUUUUAUGAAAGCAUGCGAAAACAAUAUGGCUCUUGCUAAAAUAACAGACACCGGAAUUAAAAAAAAUAUGUAUUAUUCCCCAGAAUUUUUAUCAUCAUUUAAGAAAGAUCUUUUGCCCAGUGCUCUUCUUUGGACAAAUUUACUAACCGGUAAUCUUGGGAGACAUGGCACAUCAGAUAAUUAUAAAAAUCAAAACGCUAUAUAUUUAGAAUUGAUCCUAAAAGAUACUCAAAACAUUACAAAAGACUAUAGGACACAGGGCAUUAUGGAAAAGAGCCAAUGGGAUUUAAAGCACAUAAGAAUGACGAGACAGUUAAAUAGAAUAGAUGAUUUUGUUAUCACAUACCAGGGAAAUCCACCUAGCGAUGAUCACAGAAUUUGCUGA